AUGACUGAGGAGGAGAUGAUGAACGAGAGUAAAAUGACUUAUGGUUCGAAAAACAACAAGUCGUCUGUUCAUGACAGACAAGUUGAGAAACAGAAGUCUACUCCAUUGAAUUUUGUUCCCAAAGGCACAAUUGAUCCUAAUGUUUCGUCUUCAUGUGCAGAUGAUAGCUUUGAAGUAAAGUGUGGUGAUGUUCAUGGGAUGGAUGUCCCUAAUGUUGAAUCUAGUGGGACCACAUUGGAAACCGUGACUGAAAGCAGACCUCAAGUAGAUUCACAUGAUACAUGUGUUGACGAAACAUGUGUUGAUGAAACUUCAUCUUCUGAAAUUAAAACUGAACCUGAUUUUGUAAAAGAAGAAAAAGGAGUUGAAAUAAAUGAAAAGUCACAAGAAAAUGUUUCUGAUAAGGGAAUUAAAACAGAAACUGAAUCGUCUUUUCAAAAUGAUCCUGAUAAAAUUAUAAAAGACGAAAAACAUCAUCUAUCUGAAUCUCAUGCCUCUGCUAGUUCUGAUCAACAGGUACAGAAAGAAUCAGAAAAGGCACAUGGGACACAAGCAAAGCAACCUAAGCAAGCUCAGUUAUCUAGACCCAUCAAAUCAGCAACUGUUGCUAGCACUCUGAAUCUCCAUACAUUGAAGCGACAGACUUGUUUCAACUGUGGAAUUCCUGGACACAUUGCUCGAAAUUGUGUUCAUCGCCCAAACGUGCAGCAAAAGGUUAAUACUCGUUCUUGUGCUGAUGUUUGUGAGCCGGUUCACAACACACAGAAGGAGCCAAAACGAGUAGAUCAAAAUCAGGGAUAUAAGAAGUCUGCUCAUCAAGGACAAUCACGAUCUCAUAAGGCUCGUGACAAGGUGAUCGAAAGCUCCAAUAAGGAAGGAAAGACGAAGAAUGGUGCUCAGAGCAACAAGACUUCUGCAAACAACAAAUACAAGCACCCAAAUUCGUCUUCGUCUAAGAGAAAUAUGCAGGCACAUCAAGCGCAAAAAGGACCGGUUUGUCCUUCAGGACCUGCUAGAGCAAAUCAAGCUGCUCAAAAUGUCUUUCCGAUGAAAAGACAAACUUGCUACAAUUGUGGCAUUGCGGGUCAUAUUGCAAGAAAUUGCCUCUAA
Helianthus annuus (common sunflower) is the source of this 1110-nucleotide messenger RNA. RefSeq lists its product as uncharacterized. The coding region runs from base 1 to 1110 and encodes 369 amino acids. The record is from RefSeq and is a predicted model, not a curated record. The transcript is spliced from 3 exons. Gene Ontology annotation, molecular function: nucleic acid binding; zinc ion binding. NCBI's taxonomy places the organism in Eukaryota, Viridiplantae, Streptophyta, Magnoliopsida, Asterales, Asteraceae.